GCCAGCCUUUAUUAUUGCCAUAUAAGCCUUCUGGUAGUAUGAAGAUGUACUAUGUUCCACAAUUAAGACAAAUGCCUCCAUCUCCGGAUUCCAAGUCAGAUACCACCGUUGAGAGCUCACAUUCAGGAUCCAAUGAUGCUGUUGCUCCAGACUUCCCAGCUCAGGUGCUAGGCAAUAGGGAUGAUGACCUCUCAGACACUGUUAACAUUAAACAUAAAGAAGGGAUCUACAGUAAGAGGGCGGUGACUAAGGCGUCCUUUCCAGUGGGGAAAAAACCCUCACAGAAAAAUGCAGGUGCCCCAGCUCAAGUACCCAUCACCGGGGAUAAGCACUUUUCAGAUAAAAAACAGAAAGAAGAGAUCUACAGUACAAGGGCAGUGACUGAGACUUCCCAGCCUGAAGAAAAAGAAUUCUUGCAGAAAAGCCCUGCAGAUUCUGUUGAUGCUACUGCUGCAGAGCACUCAUCUCAAGUACAAGACACAAAGAUCGAAAGUCUAUCAGACACUCAAGAGGUUCAACAGAAAGAGGAGAUCCAUAGGAAGGGGACAGUUCCUAAGGAAGCCUGGCCAGAAGAUAAAGAAUCCCUACAGAUAAAUAUUGAAGAGUCCAAAUGUCAUUCAGAAUUUGAAAACACUACUCAUUCUGUCUUCAGGUCAGCCAAGUUUUACAUUCAUCAUCCAGUACACCUACCAAGUGAUCAAGAUUUUUGUCAUGAAUCUUUGGGAAGAAGUGUUUUCAUGAGGCGUUCUUGGAAAGAUUUCUUUCAGCAUCAUCCAGACAAACAUAGAGAAUAUCCUUGUCUUUCUUCUUCUUAUCAAAAUAUGGACAAGUCUAAGACAGAUUAUACCAGAAUAAAGAGCCUCAGCAUCAAUGUGAAUCUGGGAAACAAAGAAGUGAUGCAUGCUACUAAAAGUCAGGCUAUAGAUUAUCCAAAAUCUAACAGACAAAUUAAUGAUCCAAAAAAGGAUUAUAAGGUCAUCCCAGAGGUGACAACUCAGCAUACUGUGAGUUUGAAUGAACUCUGGAACAAGUAUCGAGAGCGACAGAGGCAACAGAAACCACCUGAAUUUAAUAACAGGAAAGAACUAUCCUUGGUGGAGCGACUUGAUCGUUUGGCUAAACUUCUGCAGAAUCCCAUCACACAUUCUCUCCAGGCCUCAGAAAGUACACAUGAUGACAGCAGAGGGGAGCGAUAUGAUAAGGAAUGGAAAGGUAGACAACAGAGAAACAAGCUUCAGAAAAAGAAGUGGUUUAAAAGCUUAGAGAAAAGUCAUAAAAACAAAGGAGAGCUUAAAAGAAACAAGGUGCUUUCCCAUCAUCGAGCUGGGAGGUCCAAUCAGAUUAAAAUUGAACAGAUUAAAUUUGAUAAAUAUGUUCUGAGAAAGCAGCCAGGUUUUAAUUAUAUAAGCAACACUUCUUCAGAUUCUAGACCCUCGGAGGAGAGUGAGGUGCUCACAGACACUCCCACUAACAUUCUUUCCACCACCACUUCUCCAAUGGAAUCAGAUAUAUUGACCCAAACAGAUAGAGAGGUGACUUUGCACGAAAGGAGUAGCUCUAUUUCUACUAUUGACACUGCCCGAUUGAUCCGUGCUUUUGGUCAUGAAAGAGUAUGUCUGUCACCCAGGCGAAUUAAAUUAUAUAGCAGCAUCACCAACCAACAGAGGAGAUAUCUUGAGAAGUGGAGCAAGCACAGCAAGAAAACAUUGAAUACAAGUCAGCCCCUAAUGACUUCUGAGCACACCAGGAGACACAUCCAGGUAGCAAACCAUGUGAUUUCUUCUGACUCUAUUUCAUCUUCUGCCAGUAGUUUCCUGAGCUCGAACUCUACCCUUUGCAACAAGCAAAAUGUGCAUAUGUUAAACAAGGGCAUUCAAGCAGGUAACUUGGAGAUUGUGAAUGGUGCCAAAAAACACACUCGAGAUGUUGGGAUAACUUUCCCAACUCCAAGUUCUAGCGAGGCUAGAUUAGAAGAGAAUAGCGAUGUGACUUCUUGGUCAGAAGAAAAAAUUGAAGAGAAAGUGCUUUUUACCUGUUAUCCUGGGGACAGAAAGUUAAAGAAGAACAAGCAGAAUUCCUGUGAAGGAAUUUCAUGGUUUGUUCCCGUGGAAAAUGUGAAGUCUGGAUCUAAGAAGGAAAAUCUGCCCAAGAUUUGUGGCCCUGGAAUCUCCUGGUUUGAACCAAUAACCAAAACCAAACCCUGGAGGGAACCACUGCGGGAACAGAACUGGCAGGGACAGCGCAUGGAUGGUCGGGGGGCAGGCCAAGGCAGAGGCGAUGGCAGAGAUCCACCGAAGCCGUUUGUGAGAGCAACUCUGCAGGAGUCACUUCAGCUCCACAGACCUGACUUCAUCUCCCGCUCUGGGGCGCGGAUAAAGCGCCUGAAGUUAAUAGUCCAGGAAAGGAAACUGCAGAACAUGUUACAGAGUGAGCGGGAUGCCCUAUUCAACACUGAGAGAGAAUGGCCAGGCUGCCAGAAUCCCAUGCACCCUCUGCCCAGGAAAGUCUUCCUGGCUGCACAGAAGAACAAACCUAUUGGAAAGAAGGAAAUGAUUCAGAGAUCUAAACGGAUUUACGAACAGCUUCCAGAAGUACGGAAAAAGAGAGAAGAAGAGAAGAGGAGAUCGGAAUAUAAGUCAUACCGGCUGCGAGCCCAGCUGUAUAAAAAGAAAGUGACCAAUCAACUCCUGGGGAGGAAAGUCCCCUGGGACUGACAGAUUAUUCUCCUCAGAGCCUUGGAAUUCUAUUUGGGGAAUCUUGAGAAGCACAAUCCUUCUAUGAGUCCGAUUUAAUAAAGCUUAUUCUUUAUUCAAGUAUAAUUUAGAAAUUGAAACUCUUCAAGAAGAGUCUGGGACAGCGUGGGUAUUAAAACUGCUAAUGUUUCAGGAGCAAUACUUUCUUCAUAGUGGCCUUGCCCACAGGGCUGUGCGUUACAAUUAUUUUAUCUUUUAAUUCUGGCCAAGAGUGAGUCUCAUUUUGUAUGUGUUUUUAUACUUUUAGUAAAUAAAUGACUUUGGAUUGACUCAUA
Messenger RNA from Carlito syrichta (Philippine tarsier), 3028 nucleotides. Its product is annotated as Alstrom syndrome protein 1-like. The annotation marks the transcript as partial. The transcript has 12 exons. Gene Ontology annotation, biological process: regulation of centriole replication. The record is from RefSeq and is a predicted model, not a curated record. Lineage: Eukaryota; Metazoa; Chordata; Mammalia; Primates; Tarsiidae. Gene Ontology annotation, cellular component: centrosome; cytosol; centriole.